Zea mays is the source of this 730-nucleotide messenger RNA. Its product is annotated as ubiquinone biosynthesis O-methyltransferase, mitochondrial. Bases 36 to 575 code for a protein of 179 amino acids. The transcript has 6 exons. The record is from RefSeq and is a predicted model, not a curated record. NCBI's taxonomy places the organism in Eukaryota, Viridiplantae, Streptophyta, Magnoliopsida, Poales, Poaceae. Gene Ontology annotation, cellular component: mitochondrion. Gene Ontology annotation, molecular function: polyprenyldihydroxybenzoate methyltransferase activity; 3-demethylubiquinol 3-O-methyltransferase activity. Gene Ontology annotation, biological process: ubiquinone biosynthetic process.
UAAUUCUAUCUUCUGGAUUGCAGCCUCUUGCUCGAAUGGGUGCUACGGUUACUGCAAUUGAUGCUGUUGACAAGAAUAUAAAGAUUGCAAGUAUUCAUGCGGCAUCUGAUCCAACAAGUGCUUCGAUUGAGUAUUGUUGUGCAACAGCUGAGGGACUGGUAAAAGAGAAAAGGUUGUUUGAUGCUGUAAUUUCUCUUGAGGUGAUUGAGCAUGUCGCCAAUCCUUUGGAGUUCUGUGAAUCCCUCUCGGCUUUGACAAUUCCUAAUGGUGCCACUGUGAUUUCCACAAUCAACCGAUCAAUGCGAGCAUAUGCCACUGCAAUAGUUGCUGCUGAGUAUAUCCUCAGAUGGCUUCCUAGAGGCACACAUGAGUGGUCCAAACUGGUUACCCCGGAGGAGCUUGUCCUAAUGCUGCAAAAGGCUUCCGUCUCCGUCGAAGAGAUGGCAGGGUUCGUUUACAAUCCGUUGAGCGGAGAAUGGUCCCUGUCAGAUGAUAUCAGUGUGAACUACAUUGCUUUUGGCGUCAAGAAGGGCGAGGCAUCAUCGACAAAUGACAGAGAAGCAAAUUUAUCAUAGCUGAAGAAAAACACGUGACCUUGAAUUGUCGGGCAUCAUUUUCAGAGGACCAAUUCAUGUCACUGAAAUCUUACUGCUAAGGAUGCAACCAAGUAGCAGAAGAUAAUUCUCUUGCUCUUUUUAGUCUUGGAAACUGGAGCUUGUGGAGUGAGGCU